AUGUAUAAAGUAAGCGAGGACGAUAGACAAAAGGCUCAUGAGCUUGUUAAAUCACUUUAUAAUAUAAAAAAACCUACUGGAAUGACUAGACGAACUAAAAGUGUAAAAAAAACAGAUUAUGUUCAUGAGCCUUCAGGUCUAACUAUAUCAUCGUGGAGGAUGAAUGAAUGGGAUUAUAAAAAAGGCCUCGUUCCUAUUAUGGCUAGAGGACUAUUUACUAGAAAAACUGAAGAGGAAAAAUAUGAAAUAGUUAUUCGUGGUUAUAAUAAAUUUUUUAAUAUUGAUGAAACAGAAGAUACCAAAUGGGAAAAUAUAGAAUCUAAUACUGAAAGUCCUUAUGAACUCACAAUUAAGGAAAAUGGAUGUAUAAUAUUUAUUGGUGGACUUCCUGGUGGUCAUCUUCUUACAACUAGUAAACAUUCAUUGGGAAUAAAGCAAGAAGGAGUUUCUGUACACGCAAUAAAAGGUAAAGAAUGGGUGGAAAAACAUCUUGCCAAAGCAGGAAAAUCUCAAACUGAUCUUGCGACUUUUUUGUAUGAAAAUAAAUUGACGGCAGUAGCAGAGCUUUGUGAUGAUAGUUUUGAGGAACAUGUCUUGCCAUAUCCUCCUGAAAUGAUUAAUGAAUUUGCUAAAGAAUGGGGAUUUAUACCAACACAUUAUAUUAUGAAAAAAAAUGUUGAAGAAAUUAAAGAGUUUACAAAUGAAAUUGGAAAAGAUGGGCAUUAUGACGGAAGAGCAAUUGAAGGAUUUGUAGUUAGAACAAAGUACAAAUCAACUGGUGAAUGUUUCUUUUUCAAAGUUAAAUAUGAGGAACCAUAUUUAAUGUAUCGUGAAUUGAGAGAAGUAACGAAAGCAAUUAUAAAUGGGAAACCACCAAGAUUCAAGUAUAAAUUAACUCAAGAAUAUAAUGAUUGGGUGAAGGAAAAAUUAAAAACAGAACCAGAUAUUUUCAAUGGAUAUCUAAAAAAUCAAGGAAUUUUUAGAAUAAGAGAAAUGUUCUUGAAUGAUUUGAAAUUGACAAGCGAUGCAUUAAAUUCUGAUAAACUAGCAAAAUUAGAUAAUGAUCAAAUAAAUAAAGAACUCAAAAAAACAUUGAUCAUCACAGUUGCCUCAAUUGGAUGUGGAAAGACAUCAUUAUCAACGGCACUUACUAAAUUGUUUGGAUUUGGACAUGUACAAAAUGAUGAUAAAAAAAGACGAUUAAAUUUUUAUAAUGAUAUCAAUAAACUGUUAGAAACAAAUGAACAUCGUAAAUCAUUAAUUGAAUCGGUGAAAUCAGCACAUCAAAAUCUUUCUAUAAUUGCUUUAUAUUGGGAUCAUAAUCUAGAAGAUCUAAAAGGAGUUUUUGAGAUUAAUUCAAAACGAGUUAUUGAGAGAGGAGAACAUCAUCAAACACUUAGACCAGAAAAUCCUCAUUUUAAAAAAAUCAUGUGGUCAUUUCUUGAAAGCUUUGAACCACUUAAUUCCAACAAUGGAGUUGAUGAUCAAUAUGAUCUUGUGAUAGAUUUGGAUAUUAGCAAUGAUUUAAAAUCUAAUAUAAAAAUAACAAAAGAUCAACUCAAAACAAUUCUUGAAAUAAAAGAACCAUCAGAAGAAGAAAUUGAUAAUGCAAUAGAAAAAGCAUUACAAUAUGAAUCAACUGUUCGUAAGAUUCGUAACAAAAAAAAUCCAUGA
This is a messenger RNA of Entrophospora candida, 1674 nucleotides long. NCBI's taxonomy places the organism in Eukaryota, Fungi, Glomeromycota, Glomeromycetes, Entrophosporales, Entrophosporaceae. The record is from the annotation of a GenBank genome assembly.